GAGAGGUCACUCAGAUCAAAUGUCAUCCUCGGAUUCGAUCGAGUGUGUUUGUGUGGCACUUUGAAAAGUCUUGCCUCGCUUCCGUUAUCGCGCGCCUAUGCCGUUGUGAGUUCCUAUUUUCCGAUAUAUGUAACGAGGACCUCUUGUUGACAAACAACACAGAGAUAUGGAAGAGACAUGCUUGGAAGAAGGACCUCCGGUAAAUUUUGAAAGAGCCACCCUAGAAAUCGCCAAUACCGACCCUGUUAGACCGCCGACCGAGCAUGCGGAAGACGCGAGGAAGCGGAAUUCGGCCUCGAGAAAUGUAUGCAAUGUGCCAUUCAAGCACAUAGAUGUUCAUACAUUUUUCACUGACAGGAACGAGGUCGUGGAGAGAGCGAUAAACGACUGCACCGAGAAACUGAUAAAGCAAAACAAUGACGAACCCGUAGGAAGUUGGCUUUUGACGGAGAUAAGUUUAUGGGACACGGAAAAAGAAAGGCUCGUAUUAUUGACGACGAAAGCUCUGUACUCUGUAAAAUAUGAUUUUAUUUCACUAAAGAUACUUGACUUUAAUCGAGUGCCCAUAAUGCUGUUCGAUACUGUAGUUACAGGGGAUUUGAUUUAUCCAACCUCCUCUCUUGCACCACGAUUAAGUGGAUUAGCAGAAGGCGUGUCGUCUGUAAUUCAUUGUGCAGUGCGUCAGGAAUGGUCAUCUAUCGCAGGUUGCUCUAAUCUUUCUCAAUUUGAGCCUAGAAAGAGACAUAUGUCGGGAAUAAGACUUAUGUGGAACAGAGGGCAGCCUUUGUCUUUUAUAAAAAAGUGGAAUCCGUUUGCGAGAGAUAUACCGUGGCUCACAUUUGCUAGUCAUCCAUUGUUCUGGUACAAAGAUGGAACCGAAAUUGUUAAAACGAGAUUUGACAUAGAAGCCUUCGAUACUACGCUCAAAAGUUUACUACCUCGUGAAUGCAACGUUGUUAAUAUGCCGAUAAUUAUAGAGAAUUAUUGCGGUGUCGGUGCCUUAGUGCACAAUAGGAACGGCUUAGGUUUCUUUAAAGUACGUGGCAAAGUCAGUUUCUAAUUUCUCUGAUUUCGUAGAAUUGUAAAUUGCAAGAUAGUCGUCUGAACUUAAUAUUUUUCCUCGCUCAUAUAAACUUUUUUUCUUAUAUUACAUGUGUAAUUUUAAUUUCUUGUA
Molecule: messenger RNA, 1174 nt
Organism: Solenopsis invicta (red fire ant)
Lineage: Eukaryota; Metazoa; Arthropoda; Insecta; Hymenoptera; Formicidae
Product: tumor protein p63-regulated gene 1-like protein
Exons: 6
Coding region: 167-1060 (297 amino acids)
Cellular component (GO): cytoplasm
Source: RefSeq, a predicted model, not a curated record